Messenger RNA from Trypanosoma grayi, 1917 nucleotides. RefSeq lists its product as hypothetical. Bases 1 to 1917 code for a protein of 638 amino acids. Lineage: Eukaryota; Euglenozoa; Kinetoplastea; Trypanosomatida; Trypanosomatidae. The transcript has a single exon. The record is from RefSeq and is a predicted model, not a curated record.
AUGGUGCGGCAAGUGCUGCUCGCGUCUGAGCCGCUCACUCCAGACGAGUUGGUGCGGAAGGUGAGGAACGCACACGAAAAAGAGCCGUGUGAGAGCGCGACGACGCCGUCUCCCACGUCACCGCUGUCUUCUGCUGCUGCUGCAAAGGUGUCACCAGCAAAUGUGGCGGAGGCGUCUGGUCGAAUCGAGUAUCUCCGCAGUCAUAUCAUGCCUCCUGCAAUGGUGCGGAGAGGCGCGACAGGCGGAGCGGGAGGUGGCCCCUGUCCCGUGGAGUCCACCGUGCGACUCCUGCUCGCUGUGGAUUCGCAGUUCCGUGUCUCACCAGGCGGCUUCGUCUGCUACCCGAACCUGCCGUCGCUAUGUCUUGCGUCGAAUACCGCUGACCGCAAUGAAAGAUGGAUGCGAACGGCGUGGCGAAUCGUGUCGCCAGAAGAAGGAUCUUGCAACAGCAACAAAAAUAACAGUGGCGUUAACGAUGCCACAGUGGAGUCGGUGGAGCUGAAGGAAGUAUCCGGGUGGAAUUACAUGCUGAGUUUCUGGUGGGUGAUGCUGGAUAUCCCCGAUGAGGAUAAUGGACCCAAGGCUUCCUCUAAGGUAGCUGCAGCCAUGGCGCCAGGCAGCACCGCACAUGAGCGUAUGUGUAUCUCACAGAGUCUUGUCGACCACUGGAUCAGCACCUUUGACCAGCGCGACCUUCCGCUGCUACUGCGUAACGCUGCUCCUGCAGGUAGUUCCGGCGAUGGCGAUCAAUCACAGGCAUGGACGCAGCGCAGAGGCCCACCACCUCCAGAAGCUCCGCUUGAGUUUCGGGAGUCCGUUGAGGGUAACGAUUGUCUUCGGCGCUGGUGUGUGGAGGCGCGGGAGGGAGUCCUCGGCGAAACGUUGGUGGGGGCGCCGCUGCUCACCCAAUCCUCCUCCGCGAUGAUGCAGAUCAUCAACGAGCAGAUCGGACUGUUGUUCGGCCAUGUCGUUGGCACCCCCAUCACACUGGGACGACUGUCGGCACUAAUUCAGUGGGAAAGUCUCCCAUUCGCAGCGCAUUACCAGUCGCUGCUGCACUUCUUACUGGUGUACACCGCCAACCCUAGCGUGGUGCAGAUGGAGCGACGCGAGUUGCGCCGCCGCGAGGCACACAAGCAGUGGACGGAACUGUUAUGGGCACGCAUUGAGCGAGAGCGGUGCCGCCACUUGCAGCCGCACUACAGUGGUGAGCGCCAUUCACUCUCUCGACGAUAUGCCUCGCGUGAAUAUGUGGAGGAUCCGCCGGUCGAAAAGGAAAAUGCAGAGGCCAUUGACGACGAUGGCAGUAGCAACAGCAGCGUGCCACACGAACAAGCCACUUGGGCAAAGGAGGUGUCGUCAGCGCAGUACCUAUCGUGGGUGCAGUGCAGCAGCGGCCUCAACGUUAACCCAAGGCCAUUGGAAGUGUGCCGCUGUGUGUUUCUGCAGCCCGCCGCCAUGGAGCCGCUUGAGGUAGCCACCCGCACACCAUCUGAAGUUGCGGAAGCCCUCACAAAACAGAAGAAGAAAGGGAAGAAUGCGGAAGAGGGUGCCACUAAUGAUAUGGUGGUCUUUUCCACUACGCGGUACGUCUUUGUGCGUCGCAUAUUCCGCGUGGUGCGUCUGUGGUGGGUGUUUGAAGGGCAACACGUGGCAGUUGACAAGGAGGCCGGUAUUCGCAUCACUGUGCAGCGACUGUGUCAGAUUUGUUUGUGGGAGCAUGAGUACGGCGCCCCUGCUGCCGCGAACAUGAUGCUGCAGUACCUACAGUUGUUGAUAGCAAACGGAGUGACAGAAGUACAGCUGCUGCCACCGCCAUCGGCUUCGGCGAGUGAGGCAGGGUGCUGGUUGGUCGCGCUGCGUUCGUACGGCGAGAGCAGCAGAAGGGCAGUGGAAGGCGGGAACCGAGGCGAGUAA